GCGUAUGAAGGUGACAUCGUCACGAGAAACCCUCAUCGUCGAUGGAAACAGAUAGAACGUCCCGUUCGUCGGCCAGGAGCUGGCAGCGUGGAAGUUAUCGCGGCCGGAGCGGAAGACGGCGGAAACGCAAGCGGAAACUGUGGGGUGAGCGGAUCGCCGACUGGACCAGGGCACUGAUAGCCUUCCUCUUCAGUAACGUCGGCAUCGUGUGUCUGGUAGUGGGCUACACUAUAGCGGGUGCCUUCCUAUUCACCCACAUCGAGGGUAGAAGUUUGGAUGCCGGCAGCGUUAUCAAGUUAAGAAAUUUUACGGCCGCUACUCUUUGGGAGCUUACUUCCAAGGAAAAUGUAUUCUCGGAAAAACUCUGGAAGGCAAAGGUGAGAGACAUUCUCGAGAAUUACCAGAAAAAAGUGGUGUUAGCCAUAAAAAAUGGAUACGAUGGCGUGGAGGAAAAUAAGUGGACUUUUGCCGGUGCUUUUCUAUAUUCCCUUACCGUGAUAACGACUAUCGGUUACGGCAACAUUUGUCCCAGGACAAAAUGGGGCAAAGUCGCGACUAUAGUGUACGCAAUAAUAGGGAUGCCACUUUUCCUCCUGUAUCUCAGCAAUAUCGGCGACAUUCUGGCCAGAAGCUUCAAAUGGACCUACGCCCGCUGUUGCUUGUGCAAAUGUCGAAGAAGACCAUACGAUGCGACAAGCGCGAGAGCGUCGGAGAUAUCCAAUGAUCCUGCUGUGAAAAGAGAUCGAUGGCAGGUUGUAAGCACGUAUGGCGGGGAAGUAGAUACGUCGAGCUUGGAUGCAGAAGAAACUUUGCCUAGAGACGACGACAACGGUGCAGGCGUUAACGAAGGCGACGGGAACGACGAAGACGAUGACGAUGAGAACGACAGUUACGAUCCUCAGCAUGUCACGGUGCCGUUAACUCUCUGUCUCGCUAUUAUGGUGGGGUAUAUUUGGGGCGGCGCAGUUCUGUUUUCGAUAUGGGAAGAUUGGAAUAUGUUGGAUGGUUCUUACUUCUGCUUCGUCUCUUUGUCAACCAUAGGUUUCGGUGACAUCGUCCCUGGCGACAAAAUCUACUCUGGGCAAGGUCUCGAUUUGUCUUUUAUCUUCUGUUCUAUGUACCUGAUGCUUGGAAUGGCACUGAUCGCUAUGUGUUUUAAUCUCAUGCAAGAGGAGGUAAUCGCCAAGAUACGUAGCCUAAUGCGGAUCAUCAAAUACAUCUUCAGAUGUGAAAGAUGACGCACGAGUUUUCAUUGUGAGUCUGCACUACUGCUAUAUAAUCGCUACCAUCUGGUGGCUGUUUUGCAUGAGACAGAAUAACAGGAAAGAAUUCUUUAUUACAAGAUCGAGAAUAUGGAAAAUGUAACGGACAAUCGAGAAACUGCAAGCUACCUCACCCUUUGUCAGACAAGAGAAAAACUCCGAAAA
Molecule: messenger RNA, 1427 nt
Organism: Wasmannia auropunctata (little fire ant)
Lineage: Eukaryota; Metazoa; Arthropoda; Insecta; Hymenoptera; Formicidae
Product: potassium channel subfamily K member 18
Exons: 8
Coding region: 42-1238 (398 amino acids)
Biological process (GO): stabilization of membrane potential; potassium ion transmembrane transport
Cellular component (GO): membrane
Molecular function (GO): potassium ion leak channel activity
Source: RefSeq, a predicted model, not a curated record